AUGGUUAAUAAAACUGGUGUCAAUGGUGCCGGUAAAAAGAUCUACCCACCAGAUGAUGUCUUCAAAAACGCGCUGUUGACAUACUCCAGACACACUCUCUCGCAGGACCAAAAGUUGGCACGUCUACAAGUAGAUCACCACCUUAGCAUUGGAAAGACCAAGUUGAACGAACUUGAACGCCGAUUCAACAUUCCAUCCGUUCGCAGGAAUCGACUAGGAGCAGAAGAAGUCGUUCAGCUUGUUGUUGAUGAGGUUGAAAAGGACGUGACACAGAAUAAUGGCCCGAAUUACUUCAAGGCGAAGCUCAAAGACAAAGACAUCAAAGUCCCUCGUUGUAUGCCCCCUGGAAGAGACACCGUUAGGAAGAUUAUGCGGGAACAUUUUCCAGAUGGUGCAGAGAAACGAUUUCCAGGAAAAAAGAAGUUUAAAGUAAACCGACAGCCACUCUCCGCCCUUGGUCCAUAUCACGAAAUAUCAGGAGACGGUCAUGAGAAAAUUGGUGCCCUGGCAUUGCAGAUGGGAGGUUUAGGCUUUCCGAUAUAUGCAUACCGAGACAAAUGGACAGGGCAACUACCACAAAUAGAUGUUGUUCCUGACAGUCGUUCUCCUGGAGCCGUAGGCCACCUCUAUCUCGAUUUGCUAGAGAAACUGGGAGGAAUGCCAAUGCAAUUGGACCUUGAUAAGGGGUCCGAAAUCGGCUGGCAGGUUGCGUUUCAAGUUGCUCUUCGCAAGAAGUCAAGUGAUGGAUUGUUUGUCUUCAGCGAGGCCUUUGCCCCUCAAAUCGAUCCUGACGUGUAUCGCAGCGUAGCGCUUCUGAAAAGUGUUCACAACAUUAUCAUCGAGGCAUUGUGGCGGUGGCUUCGUGAGAAAGCGGGUUACAAUUUGCGAGAAGUCAUUCUACAAGGCAAAACUGACCGUCUGAUCAAUCCUGAGGUCAAUUAUCACCGGCAUUUGUUUUACUGGAUUUUUGUUCCGCUCGUUCAAAGUGCCCUUGACGAGUUCCGUGUCUAUUGGAAUCAGCGCACUGUCCGGUGGCAGUCUGGCAAAGACAUGCCAUCUGGACACGUCCCUGAUGACGCCGCUGCUCAUCCUCAGUUUUAUGGUGGAAUUGACUGCCUCAUCCGCUUACCAAAGGAUGUCAUUUCUGACCUUCGACAAUAUCUGGCUGAUGAAGCAGGGCCCAGAGAGGAAUUCCGGCGGUUUUAUCCUGAAGAUUUUGUGCCUGUUGCCGAGGAGGUAUACCUAUCUGUUGGCCGCCCAGAGUUAUCGCUUCUUACUGCCUGGAGGGUUUUCAGGUUAGGUCUGGGCCCAGACCUAAAGCUUAUGAAAUCGAAAUUGAACCGCGGCGCUCCCGCCUACUCUGAUCGUUAUUGUGUAGAACUUUUGAGGCUUGGACCUCAGCAGGCAAGUUGCCCUAUUGUUGAACUAGAAGAACGCAAUUUAUACGCGUCGGUGAAUGAAGGGUGGACGAAAUUACUUCGGGCUCCCGACCUCGAAGUAAUAUGUCUCCUACAAUCUUUGGGCGUUACAUUCUCCCGAUACGAUCAAAUUUUUUCUAUGGCUGUUUUCGCAAACGACGUCAUUCAGGGACUCUAG
Molecule: messenger RNA, 1596 nt
Organism: Laccaria bicolor S238N-H82
Lineage: Eukaryota; Fungi; Basidiomycota; Agaricomycetes; Agaricales; Hydnangiaceae
Exons: 10
Coding region: 1-1596 (531 amino acids)
Source: RefSeq, a predicted model, not a curated record